This is a messenger RNA of Triticum aestivum (bread wheat), 660 nucleotides long. RefSeq names its product LOB domain-containing protein 16. Bases 1 to 660 code for a protein of 219 amino acids. Gene Ontology annotation, biological process: positive regulation of DNA-templated transcription; hormone-mediated signaling pathway. Gene Ontology annotation, cellular component: nucleus. The transcript is spliced from 2 exons. NCBI's taxonomy places the organism in Eukaryota, Viridiplantae, Streptophyta, Magnoliopsida, Poales, Poaceae. The record is from RefSeq and is a predicted model, not a curated record.
AUGACAGGGUUUUCCUCUCCAUGCGGCGCAUGCAAGUUCCUUGGGAGGAGGUGCGUCAAUGGGUGUGUCUUGGCUCCACACUUGUGCCACGAGCAAGGGGCUGCACAUUUUGCCGCCAUCCAUAAGGUCUUUGGUGCAAGCAACGCCUCGAAGCUCCUCACGAGCCUCCCGGCGACCGACCGCCGUGAGGCUGCGGUCACCAUCUCCUACGAGGCACAGGCCAGGCAACAUGAUCCGGUAUAUGGUUGCGUCGCGCACAUAUUUGCUCUGCAGCAGCAGGUUGUAAAUCUGCAAGCACAGUUGGAGUCGCUCAAAGCUCAGGAACCAGUACAAGGGUACACAAAUACUUGUUCCGUAUCAAGCCCUGAAGAAGACAGUAUGAAGGCAAAGGUUAUGGCUUAUGAGAAAGGGGAAGCUAGGAUGCCACACCCAGGACAUUCAGUAAAGAUUGAAAGAGAGAGCUACUUCGGAAAUGACGCCAUGACCUCCUGCACUUCCAUGCAAUAUUCUCAGGAUUACAACAGUUCACAUGUAUACACACCGGACUAUACAGCCUCGUUUAAAUUUAAUGAUGAGAGUAUACAUGGUAGCACCAUGUUUCCCGUUGAUAUGCAAGACUAUCUGCAAGAGAAUGGGUAUUAUGACACCGAGGGCCUCUAG